AUGAAAUAUGUUGAGGACUUUAUGAACAAAUUUCUUACUUACGAAAGUCAUUACUCAAGACGUUAUACGACAAAAAAGUAUUUACACCAGGAUUUAAACAUAACAUUAUUAUACAACCUGUACAAAGAAGAUGUUGCAAAGAAAAACAGUGAGAUUAAAAAUUGUGAGGACGAAUAUAAGAAAGAAAACUUAAAAGAAGAAUUGAAUGCACACCAGAAGAAAGCAGAAUUACAUUAUAGUGCAAAAAGAGCAGAUAAAGAAUUAAGUAAAGAUAGAUGA
This is a messenger RNA of Parnassius mnemosyne (clouded apollo), 279 nucleotides long. The record is from the annotation of a GenBank genome assembly. Lineage: Eukaryota; Metazoa; Arthropoda; Insecta; Lepidoptera; Papilionidae.